AUGCCUACCCAGCCCGAGGUCUGGCCUCAGCGGGACUCAUGGCCGCCGACCCUGGUUCGCCUCGGCUCCUCCUCCAGCAGCUCCAAGAGCAAGAAGAGGACGGCGUCCGGCUCGCGGCCCCGCGACGACGACGAGCCCCGUCCGCUGCUCGCGGACAUCGACGACAACCCGCUCACGUACUUUCUCACGCCGCCUCCCUCGGGCGCCGCCGACAUGGACGUGGACAUGCCCGACGACGACGGGGACCUCGACUUUGACGCCGGCAUCGAGGACGCCGCGCACCCGCGCGAGCCCGUCCGCAGCGUCAGCCCGUCGAGCCUCAGCGGGCUCAGCAACAGCAACAACUACAGCUUCAGCAAGCCCCGCCGCACCGGGUCUCCUGACCUGAUGGUGGACUCGGACGGGCUGACGACGGACGAGGACGAUGAGGACGCCGAGGACUACAUCCACUUCUUCUCGCCGAGCGGGCCGUCGCGCCUCGCUGCCCUGCGCAAUAUUGGCAUCGACGGCCUGAGGCUGCGCUCGCAGAGCCCGCCCGUCUUCUCCUCUCACGGCGGCGCUGGCUUCUCCCCUUCCUCCUCCCCCUCCCCGCCGCGCAGCGGCCUCUUCCGGCCACCGCUCAGCAGCAGCACGCGUCCAGGGCGAGGCCUCCUGUCCCCGGCGUGGUCGUACCCGUCGCCCGCGUUCCCGUCCCCUGGGUCCCUCUCCCUGUCCCCGUCAUCGUCGCCGCCGCCGCUGCGGGGCCGGUCGCACGUAUCGCGGCCGCGGUUCGGGGGCCAGCAGCAGCGCAGCUCGUCUGCCAGGGCGAGGGCCGGGGGACGCCUCUGGAGGGAGCCGAGCCCGGAUGUGUGGUCGAUUGAGGAGGAGACGGAGGAGGAGAUGGCGAGGAGCGAGGGAGGGGGAGGGGGAGUGAUGCUUAACGGGGAGGUAGAGAAGACGGCUGCAAAGCCAAAGAAGAGGGUGCGAUUUGUGCUGCCGGACGCAGAUUAG
Messenger RNA from Purpureocillium lilacinum, 990 nucleotides. RefSeq lists its product as uncharacterized. NCBI's taxonomy places the organism in Eukaryota, Fungi, Ascomycota, Sordariomycetes, Hypocreales, Ophiocordycipitaceae. The record is from RefSeq and is a predicted model, not a curated record.